UGCCGGCAGCCAAUUGACAUUUUACGCAGCCGUCAGAACAAAACAGCUGUUAUUAUCGAAUCUGUGUUUGGCAAUAAUCAUCAUGGCCGCUACAAAAACCUUGCGUGGAUUACUACAAGAGCUUCGCGCCGCAUCUCCAAAUGGCUGCAUCAAACAUUCACUCGCCUCCCGCUACAUAUUGGGUCAAUAUAAGAAAUUCCAAACUACCGACCAACAAUUGUGCAAAGCUCGAGAUGAGGCACUGUCUUUGGGACAGACCUAUCUCACCUAUUUGUCCAGCAUCCGUAAAUACAAUGAGCUAUAUAAGGAGUUUCAUGGGCGGGGUGAAAGGACAGUAAGAGAGACUGCUGAUAUGGUGGGCUUUAAGUUGCCAACAGAUCCCAAGUAAAAAGAAGGAUAUGUUCGUGCUUCCUUUAAAUUGUUUAUUUUCUGUAUAUCCUCUGUUGAUAGAUUGUUAAGUAGUUGCAAAUAAAGAUGCGGUUAAGGACAUUUCAGUACAGUUAUGUAGAAAGAAA
Molecule: messenger RNA, 515 nt
Organism: Stomoxys calcitrans (stable fly)
Lineage: Eukaryota; Metazoa; Arthropoda; Insecta; Diptera; Muscidae
Product: protein FMC1 homolog
Exons: 2
Coding region: 83-388 (101 amino acids)
Cellular component (GO): mitochondrion
Source: RefSeq, a predicted model, not a curated record